Messenger RNA from Rubroshorea leprosula, 989 nucleotides. The record is from the annotation of a GenBank genome assembly. NCBI's taxonomy places the organism in Eukaryota, Viridiplantae, Streptophyta, Magnoliopsida, Malvales, Dipterocarpaceae.
AGAUUCCAAUUCCCUCUUUUCUUUUUCUUCAUAUACCCUUCUCCAUCUCCAUCUCCAUCUCCAUCCUGCAACCCAAACCCCAUUGCUUAGAAACCAGAUUUCUCUAUUUCUAACUACCAUGACUGCUUCUGGUGGGAGUUCCGCAGAUGGCAAAAAAUCUGUGUCCGAUCUUGCUCCUUUAGAAGCUGUAUUUUUUGAUGUUGAUGGAACUUUGUGUGAUUCAGACCCCCUUCACCUUUAUGCCUUUCAAGUAAUGCUUCAAGAGAUUGGUUUUAAUAACGGCGUCCCAAUUACAGAGGAAUUCUUUAGUCAAAAUAUUGCCGGGAAGCACAAUGAUGAUAUUGCUGAAGUUCUCUUCCCCACAGAUGUUCCAAGGGGCUUGAAGUUCGUAGAGGAUAAGGAAGCAAUGUUUCGGAGAUUGGCCUCAGAGAAGUUGGAGGCUAUAAAUGGCUUGUAUAAAGUGAAGAAAUGGAUUGAAGAUCAUGGAUUGAAGCGGGCAGCUAUUCUUAUUCCCUCUCCUUUUUCUUCAUAUACCCUUCUCCAUCUCCAUCUCCAUCUCCAUCUCCAUCUCCAUCUCCAUCUCCAUUCUCCAACCCAAAACCCAUUGCUUAGAAACCAGAUUUCUCCACCUCUAAGUACCAUGACUACUUCUGGUAGGAGUUCCGCAGAUGGCAAAAAAUCUCUGUCCGAUCUUGCUCCUUUAGAAGCUGUAUUUUUUGAUGUUGAUGGAACUUUGUGUGAUACAGACCCUCUUCACCAUCAUGCCUACCAAGUACUGCUUCAAGAGAUUGGCUUUAAUGAUGGCGUCCCAAUUACAGAGGAAUUCUUUAUUCAAAAUAUUGCUGGGAAGCCCAAUGAAGAUAUUGUUAAACUUCUCUUCCCCACAGAUAUUCCAAGGGGCUUGAAGUUCAUGGAGGAUAAGGAAGCAGUGUUUCUGAGGUAAAAUGAAUGUAGAUUUUUUGUUUAAAGAAUGAACAAUAUUUUGCAAG